UUGAAGAAGAAGGAACGAACGUAAACAUUGGAAUUCUUUUUAAAUAUUGACUUUAAAAUCCAUCGAGUAACGAAGCCAUCGUCUAGUUUAACACUAGAAGAAUUCUAGAUUGGAUCUACAGAUACAUAUUCUUGCUUUUUGAGAUACUAUUUUUAUCGUUGAAUCUACGAGUCAUUUGGUAAAUCCUUUGAACUGAAAGAUUUUAUAGAGGUUCAGAAACAAGAUGGCGUGUGCCACUUUAAAGCGUUCCUAUGACUUUGAUCCCGUUCUGAGCCCACAGCAGCAACCAUGUCAAAAGAGAAGGCGCUAUAUGACGGUUAAAUCAAGCCCAACAACAGCGACGAAUGAGCCAUCAAAGUUCCUUGAUGUAACUCCAAAGAUGACCUCAGAGCAAAUUGCACAAAAUGUGGAACAGGAGUGGAAGAGAAUACAGAGACUAAAGAAAAUUGCUGCCAUUUCACCAACCUCAAAUAUAUUCAUGGAUAAUCAUAUUAACCAUUUGCUACCAAAUGCUUCAUCAAAUAUAUCACUUUCAUCAAGCAUAUCAUCAUCACCAAGUUUGCCCAACACAAGUGAUACAAAUAAACCUAUAUUCACAUUGAAACAAGUGCAGUUAAUUUGUGAAAGAAUGCUAAAAGAACGAGAAAAGCAGUUACAAGAGGAAUAUGAUAAAGUACUUAAUCAAAAACUAUCAGAACAAUAUGAUGCAUUUGUGAAAUUUAGCCAUGAUCAAGUUCAGAAAGGGCUUGGAAAAGCCCCUCUAAGCUAUGUAUCGUGAAUGGUACUAAACUGGUAGAGAUAUUUAGUUGGAAAUCUCUGAGAGGAGUACUGUAAACAUUUGUGCAAUUCAUGGCACAGCUGUUCUUAGAUUCACUUUGGGAAGUGUAAUGUGUGAUAUGACUGCUAAAUCUGUAUUAUGUAAAAUAUGAUGGGCAAAAUUCAGAUCAAGACAUCUUAAUGCACGGAUGUUUUUACUUGACAUUAACUAGAAUUUUGUAAAUAAAUUUCAUUGUAAAGUUUAUACUGUUUAUUGAAGGUAACUAUUGUAUUGAAUUAAAACAUGACUUAUUAUUAAAGGGA
Molecule: messenger RNA, 1080 nt
Organism: Dendronephthya gigantea
Lineage: Eukaryota; Metazoa; Cnidaria; Anthozoa; Malacalcyonacea; Nephtheidae
Product: akirin-2-like
Exons: 4
Coding region: 224-778 (184 amino acids)
Biological process (GO): positive regulation of innate immune response; positive regulation of transcription by RNA polymerase II
Cellular component (GO): chromatin; nucleus
Molecular function (GO): transcription coregulator activity
Source: RefSeq, a predicted model, not a curated record